Anopheles maculipalpis is the source of this 1304-nucleotide messenger RNA. Its product is annotated as G-patch domain and KOW motifs-containing protein. The record is from RefSeq and is a predicted model, not a curated record. Gene Ontology annotation, biological process: mRNA splicing, via spliceosome. Lineage: Eukaryota; Metazoa; Arthropoda; Insecta; Diptera; Culicidae. Gene Ontology annotation, cellular component: spliceosomal complex. The coding region runs from base 51 to 1301 and encodes 416 amino acids. The transcript is spliced from 4 exons.
UAUUGGAAUCGUUUAUGCUAAAUUUGUCGCCCAGCUAGUGCACUUAUACAAUGGGUAGUACCGAACCGAAAAUCUCCUUUGGAGUGAAAAUGAAAGCCAAACCCCUUCUUGGAAUCAGUCCGGCAUCAAGCGUCACACUGAAAUCGAAGGAAACAAAAGAACGGAUUGAGUUUCUGGAAGACAAUCUUAUUAAAAGUUCUGGCAAACAGGAAGAAGAAAAGCCGAAGCUUUUGAUUAUUCCACCACUAAAAAACGAACGAUCGACCGACCGUUCGGCGAAGAUAUCCAUCAUCCAGCAACUCAAACAACAGCGCUUGCAACCAGACGACUCUCCCAAGGAUGGCAUCGAAACACUCGAGCAGCGAGCGGCACGGGAGAUUGUGGCCGAAACAGCGGAAGCCAUAAUUAAGAAAGAAGAUACAUCCGGUUUUGUUGUACCGCUUAGGCCGGAAGAGCUUCCACUAGAUGGUGCCCGUGAAAGCACGCUGGACGAUUACGAAUCCGUCCCGAUCGAACAGUUCGGUCAAGGAAUGCUGCGUGGAAUGGGAUGGAACGGUGAUGUGAAAAAAGAUGACACCGAAAAGAUCGCACUAGGUCCUAUGCCUCGUCCAAAAGGACUCGGACUAGGUGCGGAUCGAUCGGUCAAGCAAGGUACAGUGCCGGGUGCGGUACAAUCGGCGCAGGGUGAAAAUCUUGUGAUGAAAUGUGGUGCACCGGUGAAAAUGGUUUCUGGCAGACAUAAGGGAAAAUACGCAACGGUUAAGAGCUUCGAUGAAGACACCGGUCGUGUGAUUGUAGAAUUAUCUAUCGGCAGAGUCCUGGAAUCGUUGACUGAAUGUUCGGUGCAGCUAGUAACAGUCGGAGAGUUUGGCAAAAAUUCUAACGUUAUAAAUACGGCUAAGUACGAACAGUUUAAGGAGCGUGAAUCAAACAACGCUUCGGCAACCGGUACUUCCUCGAAGGAAUCAUCCCGAAAAGAGGACAGAUCCCUUUCCAAACACAGCAGUUCCUAUCGCGAUCGCGACAGUACGAAUAGCAGCAGUGAAGACGAACGCGAACGACACCGACGAAAGCACAAGAAAUCAUCCUCCCCGUACAUACGUACCUCAUCCGGCACGAAGAAAAAGUCCCACAAAUACAAGCAACGACGAGAGUAUCGGGACGAACGGCGAGGUUCUUCGCGGGACCGACGACGGCACCGCAGUCCACGGGCGUCGGAUUCGGAAUCGGACGAUAAGUUGCACAAGAAGAAAACGAAAAAGAAGAAGAGACCUCGAAGCCGUUCCCGCAGUCGACAGUAACCG